Carya illinoinensis is the source of this 989-nucleotide messenger RNA. RefSeq lists its product as uncharacterized. The transcript has 5 exons. NCBI's taxonomy places the organism in Eukaryota, Viridiplantae, Streptophyta, Magnoliopsida, Fagales, Juglandaceae. The coding region runs from base 307 to 738 and encodes 143 amino acids. The record is from RefSeq and is a predicted model, not a curated record.
CCUAAAGCAGAUCCACGUCAGGAGCAUAGACAUGAAACUGUGGGGAUUCGGGAACACAGAAAUCCGAAGAAACAAGAAGCAGAGGAAACAAUAAACUUGCAGAGAAAAAACUUGUCGUUCUAAAUCCUCUGUUGCCUAUUAUCUCACCCACAUACGUUUAUUAAAUAUCUGUUAUUAGCUUCCUAUUCCCUCCCUCUGUAUAUCAAUCUCUGGAAUUAUCAAGUGGUUUUGUACCAUGUGUACAACGAGGGCUACUUUACGCCAAGCAGUAGCUGUUUUGGCCACCUUGCUGUAUUCCAUGAGACCAUGUCUGUUAAUAGAACCUUAGGAGGACUUCUGGAAAGGAACUCUUGCCAACAGUCAUUGUGUCAUUGCAGAAUGGAAUGGUCAUUCAAUUCAGAAACAAUGGAGCUCAAUACAGGAGGUUUCUGUUGCAACGGGAAGCAGCCUUCGGGGCAUUCUACAUCUACUGAUAAAGAAAAACAACCCUUGGAAAAAGAUUUGAGCACUUCUAUAUUUGUCAAUCAUGCUGCGAUUGCUUGGCAUGAGAGUAGAAAAAGGUGGGUGGGGGAUCAAUCUCGGCGAUCAAAAAGAAAGGCAAAGGAACCGAUUAUAAGCUGGACCCUGGGGUAUGAAGAUCUGCUCGCAACUAAUGAGCCGUUUUCUGAACCAAUUCCUCUACCUGAGAUGGUAGAUUUCUUAGUUGAUAUUUGGCAUGAUGAAGGCCUUUACGAUUAGAUGGCUAAUGAUAACGUUGAAGUAGUUGGAUGAAGACUGAUGGAAAGUGGACAGUACUUACUUGGUCUAAUUUCUUGCUUCUAAUUCUUCCUUUCGUUGAAGGAUGAAAAUCCUUGAACGACACUGAAAUAGUCAGAUUGUCACCAAUUCACCAUUGCCCCAUUUUUUUGGGCUCUUAUUUGUAGUAAGAUAUUGAUGAUCUCAUUCAACAGCUUUAAUUUAUGAAAACUCUCGAAGGUGUUGUGGUCUUC